Vigna angularis (adzuki bean) is the source of this 1112-nucleotide messenger RNA. RefSeq lists its product as uncharacterized. The record is from RefSeq and is a predicted model, not a curated record. The transcript is spliced from 2 exons. Bases 255 to 1112 code for a protein of 285 amino acids. Lineage: Eukaryota; Viridiplantae; Streptophyta; Magnoliopsida; Fabales; Fabaceae. Gene Ontology annotation, molecular function: zinc ion binding.
CGUCAUUGGCAGCUACUUGUGAUCUCCAUACCGGAGAACAUUGCUGUCUGGUUUUGUUCAUUGCACAAGUCUCCUCCCAGCCCUCUUAGACAUGUAAUAGAUUGGUUUUGGUCAAGAUCUCGCUUCACAAGUCAAGCAAUGUGUGAUACCCUAGAUAACAACAUCAAUGAAGCUUUCAACAGUGUUCUUGUUCAUGCUAGAGGAAAACCAAUUAUAACCAUGCUGGAGGAUAUUAUAGUUUAUCUCAUGAAACGAUGGGCCACCAACAGAAGCAAAGUGGCAUCUAUGGAUUUCACAAUAUGCCCAAAGAUAAAAAAGAGACUUCAGAAUUUGUCAAGAUUUUGGGUUCCAAGGUAAUAUUGUCAUUUAUGUUGAUAUACAAUUGUCAUUUAUGUCCUUUGUUGACGUGCUUUAUUUAUUUCAGCUGGUCUACACGAAAGAUUUUUGCGGUUAACCACACUUCAACCAUUGGGAACAAUUUCACACUGGACCUGGACACUAAACAAUGUAGCUGCAGAAAGUGGAUUAUCAGUGUCAUCCCAUGCUGUCAUGCAAUUGCAACAAUGAACUACUCAAAUUUAGACCUAGAGAAUUUUAUACCCACUUGCUUUAGAAGAUCCACAUAUGAAGAGGCGUAUGCCUCCAUCAUUUUUCCACUGAAUGGUCACCUGCUAUGGGAAAGAACAACCUUCCCUGAUCUACUGCCGCCAGUGAAGAGGAAGUUGCUUGGGAGGCCAAAGAAAAAAAGGAGGUUGGAGGCAUGGGAGCUAACUAACGAUGACACCCAAAUGCGUGUUGGUGGGCAUAGAAAGAAAUGUAGCAUUUGCCGUCAGAGGGGGCACAACAAGAAUAACUGCCCUUUAUGUCCCCAGCCAGCAGAAACAAUAGAGGCAAUGGACGAAACACAACCAUCACAAGCACCUCCAACUACCCAAUCCCCUCUACCAUCACAGCUACCAAGUCCCCAAUCAACGCAUCCACCAAUGUCGAGGACAAAAUUACAUGAUAGAAGAAAAGCUACUUAUAUGAUUUGGAUCUAUUAUGUACUGUGCUUAAGAACUUUAUUUCUUUACUUUGAUGAUGAUGUAAUGUGGUUCAUGAACUUUAAUUAA